AUGGACGAAAACAGCGCUGUGGCCACAUUCCAACUCAAUUGUUUUCAAUCUGGCUAUGUCGCUCUUGACGACGUGUCCGUCACUAGCGACGAAGGUUCUUCCGGUGAAGGUCAAGUGGUCUCUACGAAGACGACCACGGUCUACCGGACUGAAACCAUCGUACAAAGCCAGACAUUUACCCAGAUUGAGACGACAACUUCAAUCAGCGGCUCUGAAGUCGUUCUUACUACUUUAGUACCUACCGUAGUAUAA
This is a messenger RNA of Aureobasidium musti, 252 nucleotides long. NCBI's taxonomy places the organism in Eukaryota, Fungi, Ascomycota, Dothideomycetes, Dothideales, Saccotheciaceae. The record is from the annotation of a GenBank genome assembly.